Molecule: messenger RNA, 2218 nt
Organism: Hemibagrus wyckioides
Lineage: Eukaryota; Metazoa; Chordata; Actinopteri; Siluriformes; Bagridae
Gene: masp2
Product: MBL associated serine protease 2
Exons: 11
Coding region: 161-2218 (685 amino acids)
Biological process (GO): proteolysis; complement activation
Cellular component (GO): extracellular region
Molecular function (GO): calcium ion binding; serine-type endopeptidase activity
Source: RefSeq, a predicted model, not a curated record
ACAUUUGGGAAAGUCAACUCUGUCAUUAGUCAGUAUUUGCACAGACCUUUUUACUGGAUUGCUGGUUCAGUAACCUGGAGUGCACUGUAUGGUCAUCGGUGUAACUGGACCAAACGUGAAUAAAAGUUUGUAAUCUUCAGCAAAUGACACAAGGUGAAGAAUGAUCAAAGGUGUUUUAGCAGCUGUGGUUGGCCUGCUGCCUCUGUCUUUAAGCCUGGAGUUAACAGGAUUGUUCGGGAGCUUCACUUCUCCCAACUUUCCGAAUGCGUACCCUAAUAACCAGCUCAUUACAUGGAACAUCACAGGUCCAGUGGGUCACAGACUUCGGCUGUACUUUACCCAUUUUGACCUGGAGCCCUCUCUUCACUGUGAAUAUGACUACCUGCAGGUGAUUUCAGAGGGCAAUGAUACAGUCCGAUUUUGUGGUGAGAAUAAAAACAAUUAUGAGGAUUCCCCAAAGAAAAGCAAUCUGUACUCCUCCACCAACACAAUGUCUGUGAUCUUCAGAUCAGAUUACUCCAACGAGGAACGGUUUACCGGCUUCCAAGCAUACUACGCUGUAGAAGACAUUGACGAGUGUGUGAUUACGGUGGAUGGAGAGCCUGUGUGUGACCAUUACUGCCACAAUUACGUGGGGGGCUAUUACUGCACUUGCAGACUGGGAUACCAGCUCCAUGCCAAUAAAAGGGAUUGCACUGUGGAAUGCAGUGGUCAGGUGCUUUUGGACAGGUCAGGUGAGCUGACAAGUCCACGGUAUCCGCUUCCUUACCCCAGAAUGAGUCAGUGCGACUACACCAUUCGCCUGCCGGACGGCUUCCAAGCGAGCCUUGAUUUUGUGGAUAUCUUUGACGUGGAGACUCAUCCAGAAGUUCCCUGUCCUUACGACAUGCUCAAGAUCGCUGCAGGUUUAAGGGAGUACGGCCCAUUCUGUGGAACCACACCACCGGCUAGAAUCGAAACUGGCACUCACGAAGUACGUGUGACUUUCUGCUCAGAUGGCUCGGGAAAAAACAGAGGAUGGAAGAUAAAGUACUUCAGCACAGCCAAACCUUGUCCAAACCCUGUGGCUCCUCUCCAUGGCCGUGUUCACCCGCAGCAGGACCAGUACAUCUUAACCGACACUUUCAACGUUACUUGUGACCUCGGUUAUGAGUUAACUCUGGGUGAUGAAAACCUACCCUUUUACCAAGCCACAUGCCUGAAGGGUGGAUUUUGGGAUGGUCCAAUGCCUCUCUGUACAUUGGUUGACUGUGGAGUCCCCGAUAAUGUUAACAAUGGAAGUGUCCAAUUCACCACAACCACAUAUACAUCUCAGAUCAAGUACAGCUGUGAAGAAUUGUACACCACGAAGGACAGUACCAAUGGAGUCUACACCUGUGGUCAUGAUGGCUUCUGGAGAGACACACUGGGUACAAAAAGUCCUCCUGACUGUAUACCAAUCUGUGGGAAGCCUGCAGGGAGACUGGCUAAGGUGAUUGGAGGAGAGAAUGCAGAGAAGAACGAGAUACCCUGGCAGGUAAUGAUCCUGAGGGGAGGUCAUUUAAAGGGUGGUGGUGCUCUUCUUGGAGAUGACUGGGUCCUGACUGCAGCUCAUGUUCUGCACGAUUAUGGCGACUUGUCCAACCUGGCAGUGAAAGUAGGCUUGGUCAAACGCUCCGAUCCCAAAGCUGUGAAGGUGAUGCUAGAGGAUAUCUUUAUACACCCAGGAUACCAUCACAAUGGGCUGAACUUCAACAAUGACAUUGCUUUGAUCAAACUGAGGCACAAGGUUCCUAUUAGCACAGCCAUUAUGCCAGUGUGUUUACCUGGAAAAGAGGAACGAUUUGUGCUGAAGACUAAUGACUAUGGGACAAUAAGUGGUUGGGGAGUAUGGCAAAUGUCCAGCAAUCGCGGUUCUCAUAAUCUAAAGUUUGCAGAAAUACCCGUGGUCGACUUUGGAGAAUGUAAGGCUAGGUAUGAUGCCCUAGAAACCUCAAAUGGGAAGCUGGUAGUAACAGACAACAUGAUGUGCGCAGGUUUGGAGGAGGGGGGUGUGGAUUCAUGUCAAGGGGACAGUGGUGGGCCGUAUGUAUUCCUGGACAAACAAAGUCAUAGCUGGUACAUUGGUGGCAUUGUGUCCUGGGGAUAUACAUGUGCCAAAGCAGGGUAUUAUGGGGUGUAUACAAAAGUGACCAAUUAUAUCACUUGGAUAGAAGACAUCAUGUCACAAAACAGUUAA